AUGGUCAAGGCAGACGCACCGCCGCAAUUGACAUUCAGUACAUCCAGAGCCAUGUUUUCUGCUCUUGUCGUCACGUCAAUCGCCUUCGCUUUUGCUCGCAUGGCUCUUGCUCAGGAUGUGCAAUGCAUCACUUACGGCGCCACGGCGUGUCCGUGUACACCGCCGACUCUUGACGACCUCCAAAACCUCAUUUCCGAAUUCUGCGGUGAUAACGGCGGAUAUCCGUACUAUGAAUACUAUGAAGACCUCGAGGCUACGCUGCCGGUUGAAGGUUAUUAUCAAGUCACAAGCGACAGGCCCGGUGGGUUCUCUCAGGCGACGUGCAACAGCGCCCUGAACUAUAUCAUCACCGAAUGUGAUGCAACGAGCGAUUUCUGGAUCACUGGCGUAUACGAAACAGGCGGCGUGACCUUCUCGGUCACUCCUUGCGAGCUGGCAUAA
This is a messenger RNA of Dacryopinax primogenitus, 441 nucleotides long. RefSeq lists its product as uncharacterized. The record is from RefSeq and is a predicted model, not a curated record. The transcript is spliced from 2 exons. Bases 1 to 441 code for a protein of 146 amino acids. Lineage: Eukaryota; Fungi; Basidiomycota; Dacrymycetes; Dacrymycetales; Dacrymycetaceae.